AUGGGUAAACAGGAAGUAAACAAAUACACGUGUAAGAUGGCGCUUUCAGAGCAGUCCUCGGUGCAGGGGUCAGUUAAAGAGGUUUUAAGGGAGUUCCAGGUGUCGUUUUUCGCUAUGAGUCGGCUCCCUUCGUUUCCCUGGACUUUUGUAGAAAAAGACCUUCAGAGCAGCGGGUCAUCAGAGCUCAUUUCUCAGGUGCUGAAACAGACGUGCCUUCAUCCCCUGUGCCGGAAGUUCCCACCUUCAGUCAGAUACAGGAGGCUGUUUCUCUCUCAGCUCAUCAGACGGCUGGAAGCUUCAGGCUGUGAACCUCUGGAUGAGCUGUAUGAUGCUCUGGCUGAGGUGGUGGGCGCUGAGGAGACCACGGAGUGCUACAAGAGCUACCUGCUGCCUGCUGGUGGCGCUGUGAGCUUGAUGGAGAACAUUGCUCUGAUCUCAGAGGGGACCACCGGGCUGGUGACGUGGGAGGCGGCUCUUUACCUGGCAGAGUGGGCUCUGGAGAAUCAGCAGGUCUUUACAGGCAGGACGGUGCUGGAGCUGGGCAGCGGCGCGGGGUUGACAGGUAUCGCCGUCUGUCGGUCGUGCGGCCCGAAGCGAUUCAUCUUCAGUGACUUUCACUCCAGAGUGCUGCAGAAACUCAGAGACAACGUCCAGCUGAACGGGCUGAGCGAGCAGACGACCCCAGCGGUCAGCGUGGAGAAGCUGGACUGGACGGCAACCUCAGAGGAAGAGCUGAGGGAGAUCGGAGCUGAUGUCAUCAUCGCCGCAGACGUGGUGUACGACCCCGACAUCGCAGGAAGUCUGGCGAAGCUGCUGUCCAUCGUCCUGAGGUGUUCGUCUGUCGAGGUUCUCCCUCAGGUCUUCAUCUGCUCCACGAUAAGGAACCUGGAGACGUACGGCGGCUUCAAACAGCAGCUUGAAACUGAAGGAGUCGGCCAUGAAGUGAUCCCAGGACCCGUCAACCAUGUGUUUCCUUAUAACAGACAGUCGGCUAUAGAGCUCAUCAAACUGUGCAGAUGACACGAGGGGAGCAUGAUAAAGAUUUUAUUUACAAAUGUACAUCUUCAUCAUCAUGACAACUUCCUUUAUACAUUCAAGUGAAGAAGGAAAAACGCCAGGAAUAAAAAAGAAGACCUCAGAAGACUUCGUCUUUUCACCCACUGAUCCAUUUAAAUUUUAAAUGUACAUUUAUCAUAAAACACCCCAAACAAGCAGUUUUGGUCCUUUACGCUCUCACUCUGCUGUAACUGGUGCUCAUAUCAUCCAGGCACUCUCUGGAUACUGGACUCAAAGGCUGGGCCUACUUUAUUCCAUGAAAAGUGCUCACCUGGCACAAAAGGAAAAAAAGGCUUGUUUCCAUGGUGAUGUCUACUGCACGUGCCCAGUAGGGCCUACAAAGCGAGACUUUCAUGAAUAAAAGAAAUGGUUAUAAAACA
This is a messenger RNA of Pelmatolapia mariae (spotted tilapia), 1436 nucleotides long. It is a transcript of the gene eef2kmt, whose product is annotated as eukaryotic elongation factor 2 lysine methyltransferase. Lineage: Eukaryota; Metazoa; Chordata; Actinopteri; Cichliformes; Cichlidae. The transcript has 8 exons. Bases 1 to 1020 code for a protein of 339 amino acids. The record is from RefSeq and is a predicted model, not a curated record.